GAUGGAGGAUGAAGCUGUCCUGGACAGAGGGGCUUCCUUCCUCAAGCACGUGUGUGAUGAAGAAGAGGUAGAAGGCCAUCACACCAUCUACAUUGGGGUCCAUGUGCCGAAGAGCUACAGGAGAAGGAGGCGCCACAAGCGGAAGGCAGGGCACAAAGAAAAGAAGGAGAAGGAAAGCGUCUCCGAGAACCACUCGGACAAAUCGGACGUGGAAAAUGCCGACGAGUCCAGCAGCAGCAUCUUAAGACCACUCAUCUCUCCCGCAGCCGAGCGCAUUCGAUUCAUCUUGGGAGAGGAGGAUGACAGCCCGGCACCCCCUCAGCUCUUCACUGAAUUGGAUGAACUGCUGGCGGUGGAUGGGCAGGAGAUGGAGUGGAAGGAGACCGCGAGGUGGAUUAAAUUUGAAGAAAAGGUGGAACAGGGUGGGGAGAGAUGGAGCAAGCCCCACGUGGCCACCCUGUCCCUCCACAGCUUAUUUGAGCUGAGGACCUGUAUGGAGAAGGGGUCAAUCAUGCUGGACAGGGAAGCUUCUUCUCUCCCACAGUUGGUGGAGAUGAUUGUUGACCAUCAGAUUGAGACGGGCCUCUUGAAACCUGACCUCAAGGAUAAAGUGACUUAUACUUUGCUCCGGAAGCACCGACAUCAAACCAAGAAAUCCAACCUUCGAUCCCUGGCCGACAUUGGGAAGACAGUGUCCAGUGCAAGUAGGAUGUUCACCAACCCUGAUAAUGGCAGCCCAGCCUUGACCCACAGGAAUCUGACUUCCUCCAGUCUGAAUGACAUUUCUGAUAAACCCGAGAAGGACCAGCUGAAGAACAAAUUCAUGAAGAAACUUCCACGUGAUGCAGAGGCUUCGAACGUGCUGGUUGGGGAGGUUGACUUCUUGGACGCCCCCUUCGUUGCCUUUGUCCGGCUGCAGCAGGCUGUCAUGCUGGGUGCCCUGACAGAGGUCCCUGUGCCCACAAGGUUCUUAUUCAUUCUCUUAGGUCCCAAGGGGAAAGCCAAAUCCUACCAUGAGAUUGGCAGAGCCAUUGCUACCUUGAUGUCUGAUGAGGUGUUCCAUGAUAUUGCUUAUAAAGCUAAAGACAGGCAGGACCUGAUUGCUGGCAUUGAUGAGUUCCUGGAUGAAGUCAUCGUCCUUCCACCCGGGGAGUGGGAUCCAACCAUCAGGAUAGAGCCUCCAAAGACUCUCCCGUCAUCUGACAAACGGAAGAAUAUGUACUCGGGUGGAGAGAAUGUCCAAAUGAAUGGGGACACGCCGCAUGAUGGGGGCCAUGGAGGUGGAGGUCAUGGGGACUGUGAAGAAUUGCAGAGAACUGGAAGGUUCUGUGGAGGACUCAUCAAGGACAUAAAGAGGAAAGCACCGUUUUUUGCCAGUGAUUUUUACGAUGCUUUAAAUAUCCAGGCUCUCUCAGCGAUUCUCUUCAUUUACCUGGCGACUGUGACGAAUGCGAUCACUUUUGGGGGACUGCUUGGGGAUGCCACGGACAACAUGCAGGGUGUGUUGGAGAGUUUCCUGGGCACUGCUGUCUCUGGAGCCAUCUUUUGCCUUUUUGCUGGUCAACCACUUACUAUUUUGAGCAGUACAGGACCUGUUCUAGUUUUUGAGAGGCUUCUGUUUAAUUUUAGCAAGGACCAUCAGUUUGACUAUUUAGAGUUCCGCCUUUGGAUUGGCCUCUGGUCAGCCUUCCUGUGUCUCAUUUUGGUAGCUACCGAUGCCAGCUUCUUGGUUCAGUACUUCACUCGAUUCACGGAAGAAGGCUUCUCUUCUCUGAUCAGCUUCAUCUUUAUCUAUGAUGCUUUCAAGAAGAUGAUCAAGCUGGCAGAUUAUUACCCCAUCAACUCCAACUUCAAAAUGGGUUACAGCACUCAGUUUUCCUGUGCCUGCAUGCCACCCGACCCAGUUAAUAUCUCAAUAGCUAAUGAUACCACGCCGGCCCUGGACAGUUUACCAACUGUUUCUUCUACUGAUAUGUACCAGAACACUACUAUCGACUGGACACUUUUGUCGGUGAAAGAGUGCACGAAAUAUGGAGGGAAGCUCGUGGGGAACAACUGUGAUUUUGUUCCUGAUAUCUGCCUCAUGUCCUUUAUCCUCUUCCUGGGCACUUACACCUCUUCCAUGGCUCUCAAGAAAUUCAAAACGAGUCGUUAUUUUCCAACCACAGCAAGAAAACUUAUCAGUGACUUUGCUAUUAUCUUGUCCAUCCUCAUCUUCUGUAUAAUAGAUGCCCUAGUCGGUGUGGACACUCCAAAACUAAUUGUGCCAAGUGAACUGAAGCCAACAAGUCCAAACCGAGGUUGGUUUGUUCCACCAUUUGGAGCCAACCCUUGGUGGGUGUACCUUGCCGCUGCCAUCCCUGCCUUGUUGGUCACCAUUCUGAUUUUCAUGGACCAGCAGAUCACAGCUGUGAUCGUCAACCGGAAGGAGCACAAACUCAAGAAAGGUGCUGGCUAUCACCUGGAUCUCUUUUGGGUGGCCAUCCUCAUGGUGGUGUGCUCCUUCAUGGCUCUCCCGUGGUACGUGGCUGCCACUGUCAUCUCCAUUGCUCACAUCGACAGCUUGAAGAUGGAGACAGAGACUUCCGCACCUGGAGAACAACCCAAGUUCUUAGGAGUGAGGGAACAAAGAGUCACUGGAACCCUGGUGUUUAUUCUGACCGGCCUGUCAGUCUUCAUGGCCCCCAUCCUGAAGUUUAUCCCCAUGCCUGUUCUAUAUGGUGUGUUCCUGUAUAUGGGGGUUGCAUCCCUUAAUGGUGUGCAGUUCAUGGAUCGCCUGCAGCUGCUUCUGAUGCCCCUGAAGCAUCAGCCCGACUUUAUCUACCUGCGUCACGUGCCGCUGCGCAGAGUGCACCUGUUCACUUUCCUGCAGAUGGUGUGUCUGGCGCUGCUCUGGAUCCUAAAGUCAACUGUGGCUGCUAUCAUUUUUCCAGUCAUGAUCUUGGCACUUGUCGCUGUCAGAAAGGGCAUGGACUACCUCUUCUCCCAGCAUGACCUCAGCUUCCUAGAUGACGUCAUUCCAGAAAAGGACAAGAAGAAGAAGGAGGAUGAGAAGAAGAAAAAAAAGAAGAAAGGAAGCCUGGACAGUGACAACGAUGAUUCUGACUGCCCAUACUCAGAAAAAGUUCCAAGUAUUAAAAUUCCAAUGGACAUCAUGGAACAGCAGCCUUUCCUAAGUGAUAGCAAACCUUCCGACAGAGAAAGAUCACCAACAUUCCUUGAACGCCACACAUCAUGCUGAUAAAAUUCCUUUCCUUCCGUCACUGGGCAUGCCAAGCCCUCCGAGAACUCCGGUCAAAGUUGUGCCUCAAAUUAGAAUAGAAAUGGAGCCUGAAGACAAUGAUUAUUUCUGGAGGAACAAGGG
Messenger RNA from Echinops telfairi (small Madagascar hedgehog), 3364 nucleotides. It is a transcript of the gene SLC4A4, whose product is annotated as solute carrier family 4 member 4. Bases 2 to 3241 code for a protein of 1079 amino acids. NCBI's taxonomy places the organism in Eukaryota, Metazoa, Chordata, Mammalia, Afrosoricida, Tenrecidae. Gene Ontology annotation, biological process: regulation of intracellular pH; bicarbonate transport; transmembrane transport. Gene Ontology annotation, molecular function: sodium:bicarbonate symporter activity; monoatomic anion transmembrane transporter activity; solute:inorganic anion antiporter activity. The transcript has 25 exons. The record is from RefSeq and is a predicted model, not a curated record. Gene Ontology annotation, cellular component: plasma membrane; basolateral plasma membrane.